AUGGGAAUUCCUGGAGUGGUAGAGAGCGCCAGGCCCGGGGCCGUGGGCGGGGUCGCUCCGCCGGCCUCGCCCACUCCGGCGCGUUUAAAAGGCUCUCGGGGCAGCUUCGCAACUUCGACUCUUGAGCUGCAGGUCGCGGCGGUUCCGGCUCCGGACGCGAAGAGUGUAAACCUGUCCCUGGUGCCUAGGGACCAGCGGUGGGAAAGCGGGCUCCAGGCAGGGUCAGUCGCAGACGGCGCGCUCGCUCCCAGGUGCUGCCCUUCUGCAGAAACUUCCCGGAAUGGAGCAGACGCAAGGCCCCAGGACGCGGCCCUCGAUGCCCUGCGCCCGGCGAGUGGUCCGGCGACCUCUGCCUUCGAGAUUGUCCAACAAGAUAUUGCAGAGGAAAAACAAGAACAAAAAGAGAGUAAAAGUGACUCAUGCCAGAGUAGACAAGAUGAGCCAGUCUCCAAAUCCCAUCAACUUUCUCUGAGAUCCUCUCCUAAGUCUGCAGGUGUCAUUGGGAAACAAAGUCUCAGGUCAUCUAUUUCAGAACACUCAGAGAAACCUGAUAGCUUCCUGACUCCUUGCCCUGGAGAGCAAUCAGGAGGUGAAGACAGUCCCAGAUCCCUGUCAUCCUCUGAUUUGGAGUCAGGAAAUGAGAGUGAGUGGACCAAGGACUGCAUUGCUACCAGAGUUGGAUUUCCCACAGUGUCCUCACGGCCAAGAGACCCUAUUGAUAUUCUUACCAAGAUUUUUCCAAGCUACCGGCGUAGCCAGCUAGAAGACAUCCUGAAGCUCUGCAAAGGAGAUGUGGUCCAAGCCAUUGAACAAGUUUUAAACGGAAAAGAACACGAGCCAGACACUGGGGACUUGGCACAUUCAGAAGACUUGGAAAAGACAGCUUUUCAGAGAGCUUCAAAUUUUAGUCUAGCUGGAAUUGGUUUUGGAACUCUUGGUAACAAAUCAGCUUUUUCUCCUCUUCAGACCACAUCUGCUUCUUACAGAGGUGAUUCAAGUCUUUACAGCUUAAAUCCCAGACUAGCUAUUAGUCCAUUACAGUUGGCAUAUUCUUCUCCAGGAAGAGGUCUAACAGGUUUUAUGUCACCUUACCUAACGCCUCAGUUGGUUCCAGCAUUGCCUUUUCGGCCAACUUUGGAUUAUGCCUUUUCAGGAAUUAUUAGGGAUUCUUCCUACCUUCCUAGUAAAAACACAACAAUGACUGGUGCUAGACUAUUUAUUAGAUCCAGUCAGGACAAUCUGUAAUGUAUCUGCCCAUUAUCCCUUUCUGGAGUGUUUCUAGAAUUGUGCAACACACAGACACAUCUCUUAAUAUAUGUCAUUAAGCAUAUUUCACUCACAUUUGGGUGAAAUUUGGGGAAGUACCCCAAAUAUACUAGGCCUUAAAAAUUCUAUAUUUUUUAGCAAGCAGUAUAAAAAAUACUUUAGGUUUGAAGAUUCUUUAGCAUUUAUUAAGUGAAAGAAAUGUUUGAACCUUAUACAUGCUUUGAAUAAAACUGUUUUAGGAAAAAUCUUAUUUAAUAAUAUUUUUGCCUAAAUUGUCAACCAUAAAGUUCU
Fukomys damarensis (Damara mole-rat) is the source of this 1557-nucleotide messenger RNA. RefSeq names its product DMRT like family A1 (gene Dmrta1). The transcript has 4 exons. The record is from RefSeq and is a predicted model, not a curated record. Gene Ontology annotation, biological process: sex differentiation; regulation of transcription by RNA polymerase II. Gene Ontology annotation, cellular component: nucleus. The coding region runs from base 1 to 1245 and encodes 414 amino acids. Lineage: Eukaryota; Metazoa; Chordata; Mammalia; Rodentia; Bathyergidae. Gene Ontology annotation, molecular function: ubiquitin binding; DNA-binding transcription factor activity, RNA polymerase II-specific; RNA polymerase II cis-regulatory region sequence-specific DNA binding.